This is a messenger RNA of Symphalangus syndactylus (siamang), 1851 nucleotides long. It is a transcript of the gene DPP7, whose product is annotated as dipeptidyl peptidase 7. The record is from RefSeq and is a predicted model, not a curated record. Lineage: Eukaryota; Metazoa; Chordata; Mammalia; Primates; Hylobatidae. Gene Ontology annotation, biological process: proteolysis. Gene Ontology annotation, molecular function: dipeptidyl-peptidase activity; serine-type exopeptidase activity. Gene Ontology annotation, cellular component: vesicle.
AGGAACACGUGGGGCCUGGAGGGAGGAGCGCGCCCUGGCGGCCCCGUGACCCCGCCCACGUGACGGGCGCCCGCGGAAGGCGCCAUGGGUUCCGCUCCCUGGGCCCCGCUCCUGCUGCUGGCGCUCGGGCUGCGCGGCCUCCAGGCAGGGGCCCGCAGGGCCCCGGACCCCGGCUUCCAGGAGCGCUUCUUCCAGCAGCGUCUGGACCACUUCAACUUCGAGCGCUUCGGCAACAAAACCUUCCCCCAGCGCUUCCUGGUGUCAGACAGGUUCUGGACCCAGGGCAAGGGGCCCAUCUUCUUCUACACUGGGAACGAGGGCGACGUGUGGGCCUUUGCCAACAACUCGGGCUUCGUCGCGGAGCUGGCGGCCGAGCAGGGGGCUCUACUGAUCUUCGCGGAGCACCGCUACUAUGGGAAGUCGCUGCCGUUCGGUGCGCAGUCCACGCAGCGCGGGCACACGGAGCUGCUGACGGUGGAGCAGGCCCUGGCCGACUUCGCAGAGCUGCUCCGCGCGCUACGGCGCGACCUCGGGGCCCAGGAUGCCCCCGCCAUCGCCUUCGGUGGAAGUUAUGGGGGGAUGCUCAGCGCCUACCUGAGGAUGAAGUACCCACACCUGGUGGCGGGGGCGCUGGCAGCCAGCGCGCCAGUUCUAGCUGUGGCAGGUCUCGGCGACUCCAACCAGUUCUUUCGGGACGUCACGGCGGACUUUGAGGGCCAGAGUCCCAAAUGCACCCAGGGUGUGCGGGAAGCGUUCCGACAGAUCAAGGACUUGUUCCUACAGGGAGCCUACGACACGGUCCGCUGGGAGUUUGGCACCUGCCAGCCGCUGUCAGACGAGAAGGACCUGACCCAGCUCUUCAUGUUCGCCCGGAACGCCUUCACCGUGCUGGCCAUGAUGGACUACCCGUACCCCACUGACUUCCUGGGUCCCCUCCCCGCCAACCCCGUCAAGGUGGGCUGUGACCGGCUGCUGAGUGAGGCCCAGAGGAUCACGGGGCUGCGAGCGCUGGCAGGGCUGGUCUACAACGCCUCGGGCUCCCAGCACUGCUACGACAUCUACCGGCUCUACCACAGCUGUGCUGACCCCACUGGCUGCGGCACGGGCCCCAACGCCAGGGCCUGGGACUACCAGGCCUGCACCGAGAUCAACCUGACCUUCGCCAGCAACAACGUGACUGAUAUGUUCCCCAACCUGCCCUUCACUGAGGAGCUCCGCCAGCAAUACUGCCUGGACACCUGGGGCGUGUGGCCCCGGCCCGACUGGCUGCUGACCAGCUUCUGGGGGGGCGAUCUCAGAGCCGCCAGCAACAUCAUCUUCUCCAAUGGGAACCUGGACCCCUGGGCAGGGGGCGGGAUUCGGAGGAACCUGAGUGCCUCAGUCAUCGCCGUCACCAUCCAGGGGGGAGCGCACCACCUCGACCUCAGGUGUGGAGGGAGGUGGCCUGGUGGUGGUCGUGGGUCGGGCGGGACAGGCUCACUGAGGGCUGGGGCUGACGGGCCCCCUCUGUGCCCGCUCCCCAGAGCCUCCCACCCAGAAGAUCCUGUUUCCGUGGUUGAGGCACGGAAGCUGGAGGCCACCAUCAUCGGCGAGUGGGUAAAGGCAGCCAGGCGUGAGCAGCAGCCAGCUCUGCGUGGGGGGCCCAGACUCAGCCUCUGAGCACAGGACUGGAGGGGUCUCAAGGCUCCUCAUGGAGUGAGGAGCAGGCUGGCCCCAGCCCUGCCUGUGUCUGCACCUUCCAGGUCCCCGAAGCUCAGCCCACUGUGGCCGGCCCAGCGUGAAGCUGCGGCUUCACUCAAGCAGCAGCUGGCGGCAGAGGGAAGGGGCUGAAUAAAUGCCUGGAGGCCUGGC